AUGGUAGAAGAAUGCUGGGGAAAAAGUUUGUCCUCGAAGCCUAUUGAGGCUGGAAUAUGGACGGUGAACUCCCUAGGGCGUCUCGGGAACCAGAUGGGGCAAUAUGCCACCCUUUAUGCCUUAGCCAAGCUCAAUGGAUAUCAAGCCUACAUCCAUCCAGAAAUGCAUUCGGCUUUAUCACCAGUCUUCAAGAUCACUUUGCCUGUAAUCUCUGCUGAGGUGUUUAGGAAGAUCCAAUGGAGGAAUGUUUACUUGCAUGAUUGGAUGUCAGAGGACUAUCGUCACAUCCAAGGGAAAUACGUCCAAUUGACGGGCUACCCUUGUUCUUACACCUUUUAUCACCACAUCCGCCAGGAAAUACUAAAGCAAUUCACUUUCCAUGACCACAUCAAGGAGGAGGCCAACCACUACCUGCAACUCUUGCGGGGAGAACGCCAGAAUGUGACGUAUGUUGGAGUGCAUGUCCGUAGAGGGGAUUAUGUGAGGGUAAUGCCCAAAAUCUGGAAAGGUGUGGUGGCUGACAAAAGUUACUUGGAGAAAGCCAUGGGCUACUUCAGAAAGAAGUACCUCAAUCCCAUCUUUGUGGUCACCAGCAAUGGGAUGGAGUGGUGCAAGAAGAACAUUAAUGCCUCCAGAGGGGAUGUUUACUUUGCUGGGGAUGGGAAGGAAGCCUCCCCAGGAAGGGAUUUUGCUCUCCUUACUCAUUGCAACCACACAAUCAUGACCAUUGGGACUUUCGGCAUCUGGGCUGCCUACCUAGCAGGUGGAGAGGCUGUUUAUUUAGCCAAUUAUACCUUACCAGACUCUCCGUUUCUCAAGGUCUUCAAACCCUCUGCAGCCUUCUUACCUGAGUGGAUUGGGAUCCCAGCCAAUCUUUCUCCAUUGCUGCCCAAAUAA
Molecule: messenger RNA, 897 nt
Organism: Thamnophis elegans (Western terrestrial garter snake)
Lineage: Eukaryota; Metazoa; Chordata; Lepidosauria; Squamata; Natricidae
Gene: FUT2
Product: fucosyltransferase 2
Exons: 2
Coding region: 1-897 (298 amino acids)
Biological process (GO): carbohydrate metabolic process
Cellular component (GO): membrane
Molecular function (GO): galactoside 2-alpha-L-fucosyltransferase activity
Source: RefSeq, a predicted model, not a curated record